CGGAGGUGAAAGGGCAUAGGCUCCGGGGCGGUUCCCGCUGUCUGUUGGCCGUGCGGCAGAUACAUCUAAAGGGAGGCCCGGGAGGAAGAAGAUUCAUUGUGGGAUCAACAGAGCAUGACAUUUUCUUUGUUCUUAAUCGACAAGUAGGAUUUGAAAUUAAUCACAUGAUCAAGAAAAUACCAAGAGCUGCAGUACUUGUAUUGGAAAUUGUGUCAAAAAGAAAAAAAGAAUUUGUAUACAGUUUGAAUAUUGUAUUUUAAUGUGGAUUAAGGAUCAGUUGCUGACAGUGUGCAGACACCCUCAGUUUUAUACAUUUGCUACUGGAUUAGGGAACUGGUGUUAACUUGCUUGAAGAAGAUGCAUUUUCGCAGACUAUAGGGAUGGCUUGUGCUGAAAAGAUGCGGCUUUAGUGUGAUCACAAUGUCAGAACUUCAUGUUGCCAGAAAACCCCUCAGAACAUCCUAAGCUACCUUUAAGGAGGCAGUGUUAAUGGUUCACCUUACGAGUAACGGACGUUAACCAGUAUUCAAGAAACUUCCCUUGUAAAGGAUAAUCCUGUGUGUAUCUGGCCAACAUGUCUACCUCUUCUUUACGGCGUCAGAUGAAAAAUAUAGUCCACAAUUACUCUGAAGCAGAAAUCAAAGUAAGAGAGGCUACAUCCAAUGAUCCAUGGGGCCCUUCAAGUUCCCUGAUGUCUGAGAUUGCCGAUCUCACCUACAAUGUUGUGGCCUUCUCAGAAAUCAUGAGCAUGAUAUGGAAACGACUUAAUGACCAUGGAAAAAACUGGCGUCAUGUCUAUAAAGCAAUGACGCUCAUGGAGUAUUUGAUUAAGACCGGCUCUGAAAGAGUGGCACAGCAAUGCAAAGAAAACAUAUAUGCUAUUCAGACACUGAAAGAUUUCCAGUAUGUGGACAGGGAUGGAAAAGAUCAGGGGGUGAAUGUUCGAGAAAAAGCAAAACAGUUAGUGUCCCUAUUAAAAGAUGAUGAGAGACUCAAGGAAGAAAGAGCACAUGCUCUGAAGACCAAGGAAAAACUGGCACAGACUUCAACAUCAUCUUCUGCAUCGUCGACGGUGAACCCCGGAACAGAAGCUGAGCAGGCCUGGCCCCAGAGCAGCGGAGAGGAGGAACUUCAGCUCCAGCUAGCUCUGGCCAUGAGCAAAGAAGAAGCGGAGCAGGUAAGAGCAAAGAAAACAAUUACAUUCAGCCAUACCACUGUGGAAGGAAGAGGCAGCGUGAAACCAAAUGACAAGGAUAUUAUUAUGCCCCCUGCUGUGUCCGAAGAGGAAUUGCAGCUUCAGCUUGCCCUUAGCUUGAGCAAAGAGGAACACGACAAGGAGGAAAGGAUCAGACGAGGUGAUGACCUCCGUCUUCAGAUGGCCAUUGAAGAAAGCAGGAAAGAAGCACCUUCCAAACAGGAAGAGUCAUCCUUAAUGGAUUUAGCAGAUGUGUUCAGCUCUCCCACUCCGGCAGUCUCUGCUACAGAUCCCUGGGGAACGUCAGCUGCCCCACCUGAUCCUUGGUCAAGUAGUGCCGCGCCCACUGCUACAGUUCCAGCUGCUUCUGAUCCAUGGGGAGGGCCUCCCGUAGCAACUGGUGUUAGUAGUGAUCCAUGGGGUACAGGUGUACAGGCAAAUUCUGCCUCGAGUGACCCAUGGGGAGGUGCCCCAACUGUUUCUUCUGUUGAUGUCAAGCCAGUGUCUGAUCCGUGGAAUCCAGGAGGUGCUACAACUACUAGUGGAGCUUCAAGCAAUGAUCCUUGGUCUUCUAGUCCAUCUGUGACACAUCCAAGUACACAAUCUGCAGACCCUUGGGCCCCUGCUGCAUCAUAUUGUGAUCCAUGGGGAGGUUCACCGUCUAGACCGAAUGGGACUACAGGUGAACUAGACCUUCUGGCUGGAGAAGUUCCUAUAUCCAGAUCUUUGGGAUCAAAGAGCCCUGAUGCCUUUGACAUGGCAGCAAUGAGUGGAUCGUUGUCCGAUAGCUCCAAACCUACACGGAAAACACCGGAGUCCUUCCUUGGGCCCAAUGCUGCCCUAGUAGACUUAGACUCACUGAUUUCCAAACCCGCACAUCAGAACGCAAAGACCUCCAACCCCUUCCUUGUCACAGGUGCAGCAAGUUCAACCACAACAAAUCCAUUCCAACCUAAUCAGCAGUCAUCUCUUACAUUGAAUCAGCUUCGUUCCAGCCCUGUGAUGUCAUUGGGACAGCCAGUUACACCUGCUGGCCAAACACCUGCAACCAUUCCAUUUAGUUCUGUCUCUCCCAUAGUGUCUGUGUCCCCUUUAGCCCCUGGGAUUCCUUUAGCCAAUGUAUCUCCAAUGGUCGGAAUGCAGCCUAUGGCUGGAGUUACUGGCAUGCCAGUUGCUGCCGUGGCGCCUGGUGUACCUCUGGGUUUGCCCACCAUGAUGCCAUCUCAGCAGAUGGUAACGCAGCCACUUGUCCCUAAUUUAUCGACACAGGUUGUGACAAGUACUAACCCUUUCCUGUUGUAAUGCAGUGUGGGAGGGUCAUGGAGUUUGUAGUGGCGAUGACCAGGGGCGAUGGUUCAAGAGUACUAUCUUCAUACUACCACCACAGCAAUUCCCUAUGUCCUUAUACCAUCUCUUGUGGCAAAACCCAUUUAAACAGCAGAAAUAUUUGUUGUCUGUUUCUCAUUCACUGUGCCUCUAAAUACCAAGAUAUAGUAUUUAACUAAAAAGUCCAGGUGAAGGUAUAAGACUGUAAUUCAUGUGUUCAGCAGAUUGAUAAUCAAUAGCACUAUGCUAGAACCAGCCGUCUUCAUUCUUUUCCUUCUGUUGGUCAUUUGCAUUAAUAUAGGUUAAUAUGAUUUGUGAUCAGUUUAAUUUGUUUCUUCCUGCUAGCCCUUUAAACUUUCCAAUUGUGACAUUUUAACUUGCACAUUUUUCUUCAGUUUAGGCAUUAAGGCUUUUCCCAUACAAAAUAGAAGUAUUUCAUCAUACGCAUAAAGCCCAAGUAUUACGACCCAUCAGAGGAUGCAUGAUGCACUUUGAAGGCUAUCAUUAAAUAUAGCAACUCUGGUCCAUUAUGAAAUGCCAUAUUUAGCAAAUUGUACUAAGUACAUAACACUAAAAAGUUAACGCUUCCAGAAUACCUUUAGUCUCUCGAAGAGUAAAAGAAACCUGCACGACUUGAUUUUCUUUUUUUUUUUUUCCUUCUGAUAAUUGGAAUGAAUUUGUGCACAUUGACAAGGUGAUUUUGAGCCUAAAAUCUUUAUAGAAGUGGUUUCCUGUUCACAAUAGAAAUAAAAUGAAUAGUGAAUCUUUUUACAUUUGCUUAUUCCUUUUUACAAUUUAAGGAAACAAAUAAGAAAAUGUGUGUUUGAAAAAAAAUCAGUGAAUUUAAACAUUUCAUUUAUAUUCUAAUAUAAUGUGUUGAUAAACUAUAGUUUUAAAAGUAUAUUUUAGUUAAAAAUCUAUUAAUUGAAGCUAAUUAAGUUGCUUUGCAGAAGCUUUCACUGUUGCAGUGUAUUGUACUUCAGUCUGUACCUGCUUACGUUCUAGCUAUUUAUUUAUUUUUUUUAAUCAGACCUUUAAGGUUAAGAAUUAGGAGAUUGGAACCCUAAGCAAUACCGGUGUCUAAAUUGUCAUUUUUUUCAGUGAGUUUGUGUUUUAUUUUAAACAAACUUAGCUUCCUAUGGGUAUUUUUUUGUUUUGUUUUUCAAUUAUAAAAUCUUAAGGAAUUAUUCAGGAAGCUCAAUACUGGAUUUUGUAUAGAAAAUGUCUUGGAUAUUACAAGACUCAGAUCAUAUGGCUAACAUUGCCCUAGGGCAUUUCUUUAAAAUAAACAUAGAAGAGCACAUACAGUUAAAGGGACACUGAACCCAACAUUUUUCUUUAAUGAUUCAGAUAGAACAUGCAAUUUUAAGCAACUUUCUAAUUUACUCCUUUAUCAAUUUUUCUUCGUUCUCUUGCUAUCUUUAUUUAAAAAGCAGAAAUGUAACGCUUAAAAGCCGGCCCAUUUUUGGUUGAGAACCUGGGUUAUGCUUGCUUAUUGGUUUACUAACUGUAUGCACCAAUAAGCAAGCGCUAUCCAUGGUGCUCCAUGUCAAAUGGGCUGACUCCUACGCUUUAAAUUCCUACUUUUAAAUAAAGAUAGCAAAAGAACAAAUAAAAAUUGAUAGUAGGUGUAAAUUAGAGUAUGAGAGCCACUAUCACAGCUUCUGUGUUUAAAAUGCAGAUUAUUUGGUUUUGGAAGCAUUUAAAAAUAUUUAUAAAAUUGAGAAGAUAUUAAAUGAAGAAAUGUCAGAUGCAGAAAAGCCAACUUUAAGCCAAUUUCUGGCUGUUGAAUUGCCGUAGUAAUUGGCUUAAAUCAUUCAGAUUUCACUUUUAAAAAACAUAUUUAUUGAGACAACUUGCACAUAAUAAAGCUUUCAUAAUGCAGCAACAUAGAAUACAUCAUCCUUUUAAACCAGCCUUCAUUUUUUUUUGCAAUAUUUCAUCAUAAGUAGAUAACCUUGAUAUGCAAUAGACUAUUCUGAUACAAGCAGCUUUUGUUGCCACAAAUAUCCCGAAUUGUAUUGAUGCUGGUAUUCCCUUUCUCGCGCAUUGUUAUUUUCAAGCAGUCUUUAAAAUAAGAAUAUUAACAAAAAUGCAGUGAAACAACUAUUUGCGUGCCUAAGAAUUGUAAUAAAUGUUUUUUUAGAAACUGGGCAGGUAUUUACAUUCGCUGAAUAGUCGUUCUUGAAAUGUUUUAAAGCUGAUAUUUGUAUGUCCGGUGGAAAAACUUCGGAAUUUUAUGCAACAUAAUUUAAUUCUGUGUAUAAAAGUGUGUUUUGAUACUUUAGACACCAUUUCUCCAGUUUUAUUCAGUACACAUGUUGCUUUUAAAAAUCUGUUUUUGCAACUUAGAUCUUCAGUGGUUUAUAUAGCUCUAACUCUUCCAUGAAAUGACAGCAGAAUAUUUUUUCACACAUCGUUCUUAAAGGGAACUACGCUGGUUUUGCGUAGACAGUGUAUAUAACCAUUGCAAGGGUUAGAGAAAUAUUGUUAUAGAUCAUCACUACAGACCGCACUAUAAAUAAAUAUGAUAAGUGCUGCUUUUUGCCGCUGUAUUAUCGCAAAUGUUGCCCGAAAACUAAAUGACUCCAUUCCAAGUUACAGGCUUUGGAUAAAAAGUGUUCAACAUGGCCAGAUAUGAAAUUAUGUGGCUAAAGAGAAUAAAGUGGAACUUCAUGCAGAAAAUCUAGGAUCCACUGCUUAAUUACAGCUUUUCUGCUCAAUAUUUAACAUACAAAAGGGACCUCUUCUAUGGCUACCAAAGUUCAUGCAUUGAUAUUUGAAUUUGUAUAGUUUGUUACCUAUUUGUACAAGAUCCAGUUUUAUUCCUUGAGACACUUGACCAUUUAGUCCUUUAAAUGUGCCAUAAAGUACCAACUAGACUUUGAACUACAUUUCUUUUGGCUCUUGUCCUUUUCAACUGUAUAAUUGGUCUGCAGAUCCAAAUGACGUAGUUCUUUAGUUUUCUGUAGACAACUUACUAUGGCUUGUCUGUUAGCUUGCUGUUAGACUAGUGCUGCUAUUCUCUAUCUUCAACCACAGGAAUAGAACGGAAUUGUGUAGACCCAGUAUGAUAUAAAUAAAAUUAGAAGACCUUACUUAUUAGAAAACAUGGUGUUCAAAUUAAAGGCUGGUCUAGUGAUGAAAUUCUGAAAUGUCAUAUAAUGGAUAUAGAUAAGCUAUUAUUGAUAAAUGUUCUGUAUAUUUUUUUAAUUAGUGCUUUAUUUGCAAUCUACUCACAGUGGAAUAAUGAAACAUGAGUAUACUAGUCAUUUAAUUCUGUUACUCAGGAACAGUCCUUAAAUAAGGACUUCAUGUAACAAGACUGACUGACUAAAUUUAAGCCUUUCCACAUCUGUUUACUUUCAUUAAUUUAAUGUUAAUUUCUUUUUUAAGAAUUAAAGCAGAAGUUGUAGCCAACCAUUUAGAUAAGAACACUUAGUGAAUUAUUACUGUAACAUUUCACCUCAUUCUUAAGCAGAUUCAAAGAAGCAGAAAAUGGGAAAAUGUCUUCAUUUCAUAUUUACAUGCUUAAGAUGCAGCCAUCUUGGGGGGGAAACCCCACUGUGACUAAAUAUGGUCUUUUAAAACACCCAAAAGAGAUUACAGUAUUUUUAAUAGUUUCCAGUAAGCUCACAUUGCACCGUCUUCAAGAGGCAGUUUUGUUUUUAAAUAAUCUCCGAGGUAAAUCUGAAAGGGAAACAGAGGCACUAGAAAGGGAUUUGCAAUAUGGACUAUUGAUUGAUUGUCCUUUUUUUUUCAAGCUCUAACAAAAGAGUAAUAAGUAGACAUUUUACUGCGCAACUUCAUUUAAGCAAGUUGAUUACUUGUUUGUCAAACAGAUGAGGCAUCGUCCCACCUGUGCGUGGAAUUUGAUGUUUAUCAUUUUAUUGCUUUAAUGCUGUUUAAUGCCAGAAUAAAAACUACAAGAGAAAAAAGACAUACUGGUAGAACUGCUAAGAAAGAUGAUGAAAUUGUGACUAUUUAAUUUCAGAACCUAUUUUUAAGUGAAAAUGAUUUAUGUUUGCUCAUUUCUAAUUCAACUCUUUGGGACUGUCAAUGGACUCUAGCUCCGUUUUUGUCAUUUUGAAAAACCUGUUUGGACCCUGUAAAACCCUGGCAUCAAGCCCUAUACCUACAGUUUUUUUCAGAGAUGGGUGGGCAGGGCAUUAGGGCAUGGAAGAAAUGAACAAUUCGAGUCAAAAUCAAUGUUUUGGAAAAUACAGGUAAAAAGUUAUCAUACUAUGUGAUUAUUUUAUUUGUUAAAUAUACUUGUAUGCAUAAUAUGAUAAAUGAACUGGGUUGAAAAAAUAAAACAAAAUUCUCAUAA
This is a messenger RNA of Bombina bombina (fire-bellied toad), 6851 nucleotides long. RefSeq names its product epsin 1 (gene EPN1). The record is from RefSeq and is a predicted model, not a curated record. Gene Ontology annotation, molecular function: phospholipid binding; clathrin binding. Gene Ontology annotation, cellular component: endosome; clathrin vesicle coat; plasma membrane. The transcript is spliced from 13 exons. The coding region runs from base 575 to 2497 and encodes 640 amino acids. Gene Ontology annotation, biological process: endocytosis. Lineage: Eukaryota; Metazoa; Chordata; Amphibia; Anura; Bombinatoridae.